Messenger RNA from Medicago truncatula (barrel medic), 1329 nucleotides. RefSeq names its product peptidyl-prolyl cis-trans isomerase CYP26-2, chloroplastic. NCBI's taxonomy places the organism in Eukaryota, Viridiplantae, Streptophyta, Magnoliopsida, Fabales, Fabaceae. Gene Ontology annotation, biological process: protein peptidyl-prolyl isomerization. Gene Ontology annotation, molecular function: peptidyl-prolyl cis-trans isomerase activity. The transcript has 2 exons. The record is from RefSeq and is a predicted model, not a curated record. Gene Ontology annotation, cellular component: chloroplast. The coding region runs from base 210 to 1178 and encodes 322 amino acids.
UUGUCUGCCAUAGAACAUAGCUAUUACCAUCUUUCUUAUCCACGAAAUCCCUCACGUAUCCUUUACUCUAUCUAUUGUUAUUCUGUUUUACAUUUCUUUUCUAUAUCCCAUAAUAAGCUACCUAAAAAAGGAACAGCUUAAUCAGAAAAAUUGCAGGAGAAACACUAACAUAAACCAAUUCCUAAGCAGUGCCAACAAUAAGUAGAGAAAUGCUACAACACCCAAGAGUACUGCGAAGUUCCCCUCAACCAUUCAACCCUUCAUCCCAUACAUCAACACCAUCACAUUCAUCAUUCCAACAAUUACCAACUACACCACAUUUUCCAAACCUCAAACAGCAAUGCAGAUUGUCACGUAGAGAGCUCGCAAUCUACAGCAACACUUGCUUGCUGCUUCUUUUGGGCAGUGGAUCCAGAGCAAGAGCAGCAGAAGAUGUUACCAACAGUGACAAACUAGGAGAGGAUUUGACUAAAACUCCCAGCUGCACUGAAAGAAAACCAACAAAACAAGUUUUCUUUGACGUAUCCAUUGAUCGGGAACCAGUUGGUCGCGUUACUAUAGAGCUUUAUGGAGAUGAUGUCCCUGCAGGAGUUGAGAGGUUUAGCAAGAUUGUCAGUGGAGCUGCUGGUAUAAGCUACAGAAGGAAAGAGUUCGUCAAAAUCAUGCCAAAUUACGUCCAACAUGGCGGACUUAGAUCCUACGGGGUGGAUGCAGAGCUUGCUAACAAAACAGGGAGUAAUUUGGCUACUGAAAAACUUGUUGAGGAAUGGGAGAGUGUGUACGAGAAAUGCCCUGGGACUAAAAAUGUGGCUGGUAGUGUAGGAAUCAUUGUGAGAGAUCCAUCAAAGCCACCUCCUAAGUUUAAACUGGUUGCAAGACUAGGGAAGCUAGAGAUUGAUCAAGAAGAAGUUGGAACCGAUCCUAAUGGGACAGAAUUUGUCAUUGCAACAAAGGAUUCGCCAGAACUAGAUGCUUCAACUCUGGUAAUUGGAAGGGUGGUAGGAGGAAUGGAGUUUGUACAGAAGAUUAGUCAGGUAAAAACUGUACAAGAGAACACGAGCUCUCCAUAUUUUAGGGUGGCGAAGCUUAUAGGAGACAAGAGGGCUGUUGUUGCAGAAAGAGGAUUCAACCGCCCAUAUUCCAAAGUUGUCAUUACAAACUGCGGUGUAAUACAGUAGUACAAAAUUGUAUUUCACUCUCUUCUCUAGUUGAAUUUGAGUGUAAGAGAACACAUCAAGCACAUAAUAUGACAAUCAAUAUCUAUCGUUAUCCAACUCUAUUUGCCGUCUGCCACUUGAUUGUAAAUGGGGAAAAACAUAUUACAGCUCA